This is a messenger RNA of Gekko japonicus, 680 nucleotides long. RefSeq names its product transmembrane protein 107 (gene TMEM107). Gene Ontology annotation, biological process: non-motile cilium assembly; protein localization to ciliary transition zone. NCBI's taxonomy places the organism in Eukaryota, Metazoa, Chordata, Lepidosauria, Squamata, Gekkonidae. Gene Ontology annotation, cellular component: MKS complex. The record is from RefSeq and is a predicted model, not a curated record.
AUGUGCUUGAUACGGGAGAACAACGUUCGAGCUUGCUUGCCUUUGCAGUACACUCCUCAGGAAUAUGAGAAGCGGGACACAGAGAUGGUGGUGGCCUUGUCCGUGACCCUGGGGCUCUUUGUGGUCGAGUUGGCUGGCUUCCUCUCUGGCGUGUCCAUGUUCAACAACUUGCAAAGCCUCCUCUCCACCGGGGCGCAUGCGUCUGCAGCCAUCGCCUUGCUCUUCUUCCUCUUUGAACAGUGGGACGGCAGCCAGUACUGGUGGAUCUUUGCUUUCUGCAGCGCUUUACCCGCUGCAGUGGAGGUCCUCCUUUUCAUCUCGGUCUUCGGGCUGAAGAGGAAGCCCCUGUGAUGGACUCUGCCCAUGACCCGGAGUUUGUCCCCAGAAGAGGGGGGACAGAAAGAGAGGCACAUGGACCGAGGGUAUGAAGUGCUUGCCCUUUCCGGGGGCUCAACUCCGUGACCUCUGAGUUUGCUCUGCACCCAUCAGACCCUUUCCCAAGGUCUGCUGUGUUCUCCGUGCUCCCUCUGCUGGCAGCCCCCUGGUAUUGCAUCAUGUUGCACCACAAACCUGCGCUCAGGAGGCGAUGGAGAUGGUGUGGUUGGUGGGCCCUCGGUCAUCCUGGGAAGGCCCCACGUCACUUUUCUAUCCAAUUAACGAUUUGCAUUGCAUUGAACGAA